UCCAAAGUGAAGCGCAUUUACGUAAGUGAAGAAGCUUUCUUCUUCGUCUUCCUUCUCCGUUCUCUCAAAUUUCCGGUUCCGGUGAGAGGCAAAGAAAAGGAGCCAAUUGAGGCUCUGAAAUGUAUAUGAUAUUUUGGAAUCUGCUUAUCGACGGCGAGGAAGUGACGGUGCGGGAGUGGGAGAAGGAGAGAUAAAGGAAGAUCCGAUUUGAGUUUCGAAUUCAAAAAAUUCAAAAUCCUUUCACAUCUUUUUAUUCAAAUCAAAUCAUCCUUUUCCGGAGUUUGUCAGAUCUUCCGUAAUAUUAUCAGACACAAGAAGAACGAUCGAUUCGAACAUCCGGAGAGAAUAUUCUAGACAAGCAAAUACCGCGCGGAUCUUGUUGAUUCUGAAUUUCUGUGGCGGCUGGAGCAGAAUCAACAAUGGCGGCGAAAGUGACGAAGGUGAUCGCAAGCAUCGAGCAAUCGAUUCCGGUGACGCAGCACAACGCUCAAGUCAUCGACGUGGAGUCAAUAAAAUGCGAGUGUUGUGGAUUGACAGAGGAGUGUACUCCAGCGUACAUCGCUCGAGUGCGCGAGAGGUAUGAAGGGCGUUGGAUUUGUGGACUCUGUGCGGAGGCUGUGAAGGACGAAUCUAUCAGAUCUCAGAGCAAAAUUACCACCGGUGAAGCGGUGAAGAGGCACAUGAAGUUUCACAAAGCAUUCAAAUCUUCAAUUCCGCCGGUGAAUCCGACUGAGGAUUUGAUUUCGGCUAUGAAACAGCUUUUCCGUCGCUCUCUGGACUCUCCAAAGAAAGACGCCUCGCGAUCGCUUGGCCGUUCAAAUAGCUGUUUCUCCUCCAUGCCGAGGCGGCGAAGUCAUUACGAUUAGACGCUAACCGCCAUUCACAGGCGGUAAAAUUAAAUAAAAGAACGCCACAUCUCUUUGGAUGUUAGUUUAAUAAAUUUCGAGUACUCUGUAAAAAAAUUUCUUGGCCUUUUUCUUUUGAUUCUGUCUUGCAUAUUUUUCUUCAGAAAAUUCUACAACUGAUUACCAAUCUCGGAAGAGAUUUUGAA
This is a messenger RNA of Cucurbita maxima (winter squash), 1051 nucleotides long. RefSeq lists its product as uncharacterized. The record is from RefSeq and is a predicted model, not a curated record. The coding region runs from base 420 to 866 and encodes 148 amino acids. NCBI's taxonomy places the organism in Eukaryota, Viridiplantae, Streptophyta, Magnoliopsida, Cucurbitales, Cucurbitaceae. The transcript is spliced from 2 exons.